GGCUACCUAUAGAGGUUUGAGUGAGUGUUCUUUAAUUCUCUGCUUCCUGCAGUUUUUGAGUGAGGUAGAAGUCCUGGUACCUUUUGAGUCAAACAUUGGCCCUGUCUCCUCUGAGGAUUCUGAAAAACAUGACUUUGCUGAUUUGAUUUUCUCCUGGUUUAACGUGAACAUGUACUACUGAAUUAUAACCUCGAGAGCACUGAAAGGCUCAAUUGACUGGAGUUGAUACCAGAAACUGCCAGUAGCCACAGAAGCCAAAUCCAGUGAGGGGCCAACCCAGAGGGCUUCGGCUUUGAGCCCGUUCUCCAGAGGGACUCUGUGUAUGUGCAAGAAGGAAAUGCUAUUGUGGGGCACUCUGGUGAGGGUUGUAACGGUACUAGAAAAACUGACCCAAAUACCCCUAAAAACUCUGACGGGGAGAAGCAGGCCGCAGCUCUUUGGUGACCCUCAUGUGUCUGGGGAGGUUGGGAGAAGCCACCCAGCCUAGAGAAUAACCGAUGAUGAGAAAGGCCAUGGGACGGAAAGAACUGGGGACAACCAAGCAUAACAAAAGCCACAGCAUUUAAAGCAUCUUAGGAUGCCGGAUUGCACUUAAAAUGCAGGAUUCAAAGUAAGAAAGGGCUUCAGAGAUUUAGUGGAUAAAGGGCUGUUUCACCGAAGAGGCCAUCUGAGCUUCCUCAAGCGGAGAAGACCCCGGCACUUGGAGCCGCAGGCCCCCCUGGCUCCAGGUGUCUGGAGUCUCGGCGCAGCAAGGAGGACCUGGCUUGGGGGGGAAACGCACUUUCCGAGAGGGCAGAAGCUGCAGGCGGCCAAUGCGGAGGAACAGAGCGUCCCUGAGGCUCUGGCCGCAAGGUGGAGGAGAGCCAGCAGCAGAAGCCCGCAGAGGGGCUGGGGGCACCCAGCAGCACUGGGAUGGGAUGAGAGAUAAUUCUUGAUUAAUGGGACAAUAUGGCCACCGGAGGAGGUCCUUUUGAAGAAGGCAGGAAUGGUCAAGAUUUGCCAAGCUGGAGUAAUGAGAGUGUGGAUGACCGGCUGAACAAUAUGGAUUGGAGUGGCCAACAAAAGAAAGCAAAUAGAUCAGCAGAGAAAAACAAGAAGAAAUUUGGUGUAGAGAGUGAAAAAAGGGUAACAAAUGACAUUUCCCCCGAGUCGUCUCCGGGAGUUGGACGGAGAAGGACAAGGACUCCUCACACCUUUCCUCACAGUAGAUAUAUGACACAGAUGUCUGUUCCUGAGCAAGCAGAAUUAGAGAAGCUGAAGCAGCGGAUAAAUUUCAGUGACUUAGAUCAGAGGAGCAUUGGAAGCGAUUCUCAAGGCAGAGCAACAGCUGCUAACAACAAACGCCAGCUCGCAGAAAACAGAAAGCCAUACAACUUUUUGUCAAUGCAGAUUAAUACAAACAAAAGCAAGGAUGUUGGCACAGGUCCUCAAACAAGGGAGACAAGUGGGUCAUCUCAAUGUAAAGAGUUAUUUGCAUCUGCUUUGAGUAAAGAUCUUUUACAAAACUGUCAAGUCUCUGAAGAAGAUGGUAGAGGAGAACCUGCAAUGGAUAGCAGCCAGAUUGUGAGCAGGCUGGUUCAAAUUCGGGACUAUAUUGCCAAGGCUAGUUCCAUGCGGGAUGAUCUGGUAGAGAAAAAUGAGAGAUCUGCUAAUGUUGAGCGCCUCACACACCUUAUAGAUCAUCUUAAAGAACAAGAAAAGUCCUACCUGAAAUUUCUGCAAAAGAUGCUUGCUAGAGAAAAUGAGGAGGAGGAUGUUCGGACUAUAGAUUCCGCUGUGGGAUCUGGUUCUGUAGCUGAGAGCACAUCGCUAAACAUAGAUGUGCAGUCUGGGGCUUCAGACACCACGGAGGCAUCUUGUAGUCUGAGAAUUCGGCCGUGCAUUGAGGACAAACUAGGGGAUUCAGCUUCCCAAGAACAGGUUUCAGACAUUGACGUCCCUACAAGUCCAAAAGGGAAAGGUGACAGACCUGCUCAGAAUGACAGGGAAAUAUGGCCUAAUAGGAAGUAUAGCCAAGGACGUGGAUUAUCUGCAAAGGCCAGAGAACCUCAGCAGGAGCCAAGGGAAGAGCUGGAAAACUUAAAGAAACAACAUGAUUUGUUAAAAAGAAUGUUACAGCAACAGGAGCAAUUGAGAGCUUUACAAGGACGGCAAGCUGCUCUCCUGGCCCUGCAGCAUAAAGCUGAGCAAGCCAUCGCUGUGAUGGAUGAUUCCGUUGUAACGGAAACCACAGGCAGCAUAUCUGGCAUAAGUAUAACAUCGGAGCUCAAUGAAGAACUGAAUGACUUAAUCCAGCGUUUUCAUAAUCAGCUGCAUGAUUCUCAGGCCCCACCUGUUCCAGAUAAUAGGAGACAAGCAGAAAGUCUUUCAUUAACCAGAGAAGUUUCCCAAAGCAGGAAUUCAUCUGUCUCAGAACAAUUGGCUGAUGAGAAAGUUCAACUUUUUAGCAAAAUGCGAGUGUUACAAGAAAAGAAACAGAAAAUGGACAAAUUGCUUGGAGAACUUCACACAUUGCGUGAUCAGCACCUAAAUAACUCUGCUUUUGCAGUUGUGCCCUCACCUUCCCCUCAGAGGAGUGUGGAUCAAAGGAGCACGGGCUCUGCAGCUUCUGCCCAGGUGGGCCUGGUCCCAGCUGCCAAUGGAGAGUCUUCCAGUCACGCCCCCUCGGCUGCUUAUGCUCCUGACAUGAUGGCUUCUCAUAAUGAGAGUGAGAAUGAAGAGCAUCUAAAUCCAACAGAAAAGCUCCAAAAAUUGAAUGAAGUUCGGAAGAGAUUGAAUGAAUUAAGGGAAUUAGUUCAUUAUUAUGAACAGACAUCAGAUAUGAUGACUGAUGCUGUGAAUGAGAACACCAAAGAUGAAGAAGAGACAGAAGAUUCAGAAUAUGACUCUGACCAUGAGAACCCUGGACCUGUUACCAACAUCCGAAACCCCCAAGGUGCUGCGGCUUGGGCUGAAGUGAACAGUAAUACGAAUGCACAGUGCAUCACCAACAAUAGGGAUGGGAGAACCCUCAAUACAAACUGUGAGAUAAACAACAGAUCUGCUGCAAACUUGCGCACCUUGAACAUGGCCUCUCUCGAAUGUCGGUAUAAUAGAGAAGGAGAACAAGAUAUUGAUGGAGGACAAGGUGAAGAUGAGGAAGAAGAGGAAGAAGCAGAAGAGGAUGGAGGCAGUGAAGCAUCGUUAUCCAGUCACAGAAGCAGUUUGGGGGACAAUGCACCUGAGGAUGCUGAAUUUGAACAAAAGAUCAGCAGAUUGAUGGCUGCCAAGCAGAAACUGAGACAGUUACAGGAUCUGGUUGCUAUGGUGCAGGAUGAUGAUGGCGAGCCUGGAGCAAUCUCAGCCAGCACGGCUAACCUGGGGGCCUUCUUCCCAGUGGAGGAACCAGAAACCAAGCAGCACUCUAAUAACACGAGAGCCAACACCAAUAAAAUACAGAAGGAGGCUGGGCUCAAUGAGAAGGCAAGAGAGAAAUUCUAUGAAGCUAAAUUGCAACAGCAGCAGAGAGAGCUCAAACAGCUGCAAGAAGAAAGAAAGAAGCUGAUUGAGAUUCAGGAAAAAAUCCAAGCCCUACAGAAGGCGUGUCCUGACCUUCAGCUUUCUGCUGCAAAUGUGAGUAACAGCUCCUCUAAGAAGUAUGCACAGGUAAUGACCUCAACGCCAACUAUGAAUGAGAAUGAGAACACCCCCACAAACAAAGCAGGAUUUGUGACAGAAGAACCCACCGGGGCAGUGGCAGCAGAUAAUGAAUUGUGGUCAGAAAUGCGAAGGCAUGAGAUUUUAAGAGAAGAAUUGCGACAAAGAAGGAAGCAGCUUGAAGCACUCAUGGCUGAGCACCAGCGGAGGCGGGAUUUAACAGAGACAGCAUCCACAGCCGCUGUGUCAGUCAGAAGUGACGGCUCUGAGAAUCCCUGCACUCCACAGCAGAGCAGAACAGAGAAAACAAUGGCAACAUGGGGAGGUUCUACCCAGUGUGCCCUGGAUGAAGAAGAAGGCGAUGAAGACGGGUACCUUUCUGAUGGAGUUGUUCGAGCAGAAGAGGAGGAGGAAGAGGAAGAACAGGAUGCCAGCUCAAAUGAUCACUUUCCCAUGUAUCCUCCUAACAGCAUGCCUCAUAAUCCCUAUGGUGUAAAGGAAAACAAGGAUAGGUGGAAGGCCGGCCGCCCUCUCUCUGCAGAUGGAAAUUACCGGCCUCUCGCCAAGACGAGGCAGCAGAAUAUCAGUAUGCGGCGGCAAGAGAACCUUCGCUGGGUGUCGGAGCUGUCUUAUGUGGAAGAGAAAGAACAGUGGCAAGAGCAGAUCAACCAGCUCAAGAAGCAGCUGGACUUCAGUGUCAGCAUUUGCCAAACUCUGAUGCAAGAUCAGCAGACCCUCUCGUGUUUGCUGCAGACUCUGCUCACGGGGCCGUACAGUGUCAUGCCUAGUAAUGUAGCAUCCCCCCAAGUCCAUCUGAUCAUGCACCAAUUAAACCAGUGCUACACUCAGUUAACGUGGCAGCAGAAUAACGUUCAGAGGCUGAGACAGAUGUUGAGUGAACUGAUGCGUCAGCAUGAGCACCGACCUGAGAAGGCAGGAAGGAAGGAGCGAGGCAGCAGCGCGCCACCACCACCUUCUCCAACUUUGUUCUGUCCCUUCAGCUUCCCUGCCCAGCCCAUGAGUCUGUUUAAUCUCCCAGGAUUUUCCCAUUUUUCUUCAUUUGCACCAGGUAUGAAUUUUAACCCAUUAUUUACAUCUAAUUUUGGAGAUUUUGCACAAAAUAUCCCCACACCCAGUGAUCAACAGCAACCAGCAGAUCAAAGUAUUCCAGGAAAAACUGAGUAUGUGGCAUUUCCAAAACCCUUCGAAAGCAAUUCCUCUAUUGGAGCUGAAAAGCAAAGAAAUCAAAAGCAACCUGAAGAGGAGGUGGAAAACAGUAGACCAGCAUGGCUGUUUGAGCAAGAAGGUGGUCUUGAGAAACCAUUUGUCAAGACUGGAUUUGCAGUGUCCGUCCAGAAAACUGCCAGUAAUCACCGCCCAAAUCAGCUCGAUGGCAGUCGGAGAAGACGGCAGUUUGAUGAGGAGUCCCUCGAGAGUUUCAGCAGCAUGCCUGACCCUGUAGACCCAACUACGGUAACAAAAACAUUCAAAACCCGGAAAGCAUCUGCACAGGCCAGCCUAGCCUCCAAAGACAAGACUCCCAAGUCAAAGACCAAGAAGAAGACUUCUACACAGCUGAAAGUGAGGGCUAAAAGCACCGGGUAUGAAAGUGCCAGUAUGUCUAGUACGUGUGAGCCUUGCAAGAGUAGGAACAGGCAUGCAGCCCAGACCGAGGAGCCUGUUCCAGCAAAAGUAUUCAGCAGAAAGAAUCAUGAGCAGCUGGAAAAAAUUAUAAAAUAUAGCCGAUCAACAGAGAUGUCCUCAGCACAUGCUAGGAGAAUACUUCAGCAGUCUAACAGAAAUGCAUGCAAUGCAGCACCAGAAACUGGAAGUGAUUUUUCUAUGUUUGAAGCUUUGAGAGAUACUAUUUAUUCUGAAGUAGCAACGUUGAUUUCUCAAAAUGAAUCCCGUCCUCAUUUUCUCAUUGAACUUUUCCAUGAACUCCAACUGCUUAACACAGACUAUUUGAGACAGAGGGCACUGUAUGCACUGCAGGACAUAGUCAACAGGCAUAUUUCUGAGACUAAUGAAAAAGAAGGUGAAAAUGUCAAAUCAGUGAAUUCUGCUACUUGGAUAGCCUCGAACUCAGAACUUACUCCCAGUGAAAGCCUUGCCACUACUGAUGAUGAAACUUUUGAGAAGAAUUUUGAAAGAGAAACCUGUAAAAUCAGUGAGCCAAAUGAUGCUGAUAAUGCCAGUACCUUGUCUACAUCUUCUAAUUUUGAGCCCUUUGCAACUGAUGAUCUUGGCAACACCGUGAUCCACUUGGACCAAGCAUUGGCUAGGAUGAGAGAGUAUGAGCGAAUGAAAAUUGAGGCUGAAAGCAACCUGAGUGCAGAGGGCGCUGGGGCCGCCGCCGCCGCCACCACCUCUGCCACCACUGCUUCCACCUUAGAAGAAUCUGCAAAGAAUGAGAAUCGCAGCGCACAGCCAACCCUGGGGGAAGUUGCUACUGUUCCCUGUCCUCGGAUUGACACGCAGCAGCUUGACCGGCAAAUAAAAGCAAUUAUGAAAGAGGUCAUUCCUUUCUUGAAGGAGCACAUGGAUGAGGUGUGCUCUUCACAGCUUCUAACCUCAGUGAGACGCAUGGUUCUGACCCUUACACAACAAAAUGAUGAGAGCAAAGAAUUUGUGCAUUUCUUUCACAAGCAGCUGGGAAGCAUACUGCAGGAUUCACUGGCAAAAUUUGCCGGUAGAAAACUGAAGGACUGUGGCGAGGACCUUCUAGUUGAAAUAUCUGAAGUUUUGUUUAAUGAAUUGGCUUUCUUCAAGCUUAUGCAAGAUCUGGACAACAAUAGUAUCUCUGUAAAACAAAGAUGCAAAAGGAAAAUGGAAGCUGCUGGAGUGAUACAGAAUUAUGCAAAAGAGGCAAAAAGAAUUCUUGAGGGAGAUCUUGGCUCACCUGCUGGAGAAAUUGAUGAUGAAGAUAAAGACAAGGACGAGACCGAGACGGUGAAGCAGGCGCUGCCGCCGCCGCCCGAGGCCUACAGUGGUGGCGAGGCUCCCAAGAACGCGAGGUCGGAUGUGUCGGAUCAGGAGGAAGACGAAGAGAGCGAAGGAUGCCCCGUGUCCAUCAGUUUGUCCAAAGCCGAAACACAGGCUCUGACAAAUUACGGGAGUGGAGAAGAUGAGAAUGAGGACGAAGAGAUUGAGGAUUUUGAAGAAGGGCCUGUGGAUGUCCAGACGUCCCUUCAGGCUAACAACGAAGCAACGGAGGAGAACGAACAGGACCAGGUUCUACAAAGUGAAUUUGAGAAGCCUGUGGAGAAAGAAAAUAUCCCAUCUGAGCGGGAACCUCCUAAUGGCCAAAGUAGUCAUAAAGGUGACCAGGAUGACUCUCCUGCCAUGCCUUGCUACCUUAAUGUCUUGGACAAGGAGCCACCCCUCGGCAGCCUGCCCCCUCUGGAGGCCACAGUGACCGCCACGGGGCCUCCGGAAGAACCGAAGCCUUCUUUACCCAUCGCCGAGGGGGACGCCUCCGUUCCCGGAAGCACCCAAGUAAAAUCGGCUUCAGAAACCCCCGAGAGCUCUGUGGCUGGAAGUCCUGACACCGAGUCGCCGGUGCUGGUGAACGAUUACGAAGCAGGAUCUGGCCAUUUAAGCCAAAAGUCUGAUGAAGAGGAUUUUGUGAAAGUGGAGGACUUGCCCCUUAAGCUGACCAUCUAUUCUGAGGCAGAUCUAAUGAAGAAAAUGGCAGCAGAAGAACAGAGUAACCAUUUAUCUGAGGAAAUACUAGCCGUGACUCACACUGAAGAAUUGGCUGGAGACCCUCAGACCCUGAAAGAACCUGAGACCGUUGCAGCCCGAAGUGUGUGAGAGCUCUCCGGCCGCCUGCCUUCCCCUGCCACUCCACCAAUUGCAUAUCUUCCAUGGGCACUAAAUAAACUUAUUUCCAUCUGUAUAAAAAUGUAAAUUAGUUUUUGACCCACUGCCUUUUAGAAUAGCUAACGCUCACUUCUUCUGCUCAGGCAGGUCACACGUCGGAGACGGGAUCCUCCCUAGAUUCGAGGCUUGCUGCACUGUUUUUUUAUUUUUUCAUUGUGAUUUGUUUAGUAACUUUAAACUUAAAAUGUAGUUUUAAAUAAAGUUUGGACUUGUCUGUAA
Antechinus flavipes (yellow-footed antechinus) is the source of this 7740-nucleotide messenger RNA. It is a transcript of the gene PCM1, whose product is annotated as pericentriolar material 1. Gene Ontology annotation, biological process: microtubule anchoring at centrosome; centrosome cycle; protein localization to centrosome. Gene Ontology annotation, cellular component: centriolar satellite; centriole; ciliary basal body. The transcript is spliced from 41 exons. Bases 949 to 7452 code for a protein of 2167 amino acids. The record is from RefSeq and is a predicted model, not a curated record. Lineage: Eukaryota; Metazoa; Chordata; Mammalia; Dasyuromorphia; Dasyuridae.